AUGCAUCACUCAAUCGCAGCAAUCACUGUUUUGCUAGCGGCGUGCCAAGCUGAGCUGGCGGACGACGGCCAUGGACAAGCGGUUUCCUUGCAAAGCAUCCUCCGUCACGACCAGCCUGCCUCUGGAAUCGCCCAUCUGGCAGGCGUAGUUCAACACUCGGCUCCUCUCCAGCAGCACUCCGCCAUAUUGCAGCACAGCGUCCCCAUCGGCCAGGCAACGCCAAUUGUCCAACACGUUGCUCCAGCAAUCCAUGCCCCCGCGGCUAUUGGGCGUACUGAACAAAUUGAGGAGAGUGCACCAGCACAUUAUGAGUUUUCCUACUCGGUUGAAGAUCCACACACUGGUGACCACAAAUCCCAACACGAGACCCGUGAAGGUGAUGUUGUGAAAGGCGAGUACUCACUCCUACAGCCCGAUGGUUCUGUCAGAAGGGUUGAAUAUACCGCAGACGACCACUCAGGAUUCAAUGCCGUCGUCCACAACUCGGCACCAUCAGCGCAAGCAGCCCCUGUUCCUCAAGGACCCGUUGUUCAUGCUGCGCCCAUAGUUCAUGCAGCCCCCAUUGUUCAUGCCGCCCCCAUUGUCCACGCCGCACCCAUUGUUCAUGCAGCUCCAAUUGUCCACGCGGCCCCAAUUGCGCACGCUCCCUUCAUACACGCAACUCCAUUAUUCGCUCAUCAU
Molecule: messenger RNA, 681 nt
Organism: Iphiclides podalirius (scarce swallowtail)
Lineage: Eukaryota; Metazoa; Arthropoda; Insecta; Lepidoptera; Papilionidae
Source: the annotation of a GenBank genome assembly